Molecule: messenger RNA, 2067 nt
Organism: Closterium sp. Yama58-4
Lineage: Eukaryota; Viridiplantae; Streptophyta; Zygnematophyceae; Desmidiales; Closteriaceae
Source: the annotation of a GenBank genome assembly
AUGGCCACCAGGAAUCUCGCCUUCAACGAGCUUGACCUCUCUCACAACUACCUCACAGGCCGUGCACUGAAGCCUCUUGCUGCGCGCACUUUGGAUCUCUCCACCAACUUCCUCUCGGGCCCUCUGCCCGACGGGGCAUGCCAGCCAUUUUCUUUCGAUGCCAACAGCUUCACGCUGCCACUGGGCUGUGCCUUGGUGCCGCAGCGGCAGGAGGCAGCAUGCAAUGCAUUCUGUGGCGUCUCCUCUGCAGCUGGUGGUGCUGCUGCAUGUGGUGGACAUGGGGUGUGCUAUCCACAGGGGCCUAGCUUGGCACCCACAUGCCUGUGCGAUGCGGGAUUUGUGCUGUCUGGAGACAUUGGCUGUGUCGCUCAAGGGCGGGGGCUGUCGGGGUGUGGAAUGCAGCUCGCCUUCCAUGCCAACUUCACCUUCUCCCUCUCGCCUCAAUCCGGCCGCGUGGGCUUCAACGGCUUUGCCUUUGUUGUCUCGGCAACCGACCGGGUGGGGAGGGGCACCGGUGUGGGGUAUGGUGGAAUGGAGAAGCGGAGUGUGGCAGUUGAGUUUGACACUCGGCAGGACAAGCAGCACGGCGACAUGCACAGCCAGCAUGUGGGGCUGAAUGUACGAGGCGAGGACAAGUCGCUAGCCGCUGUGCCGUCACCAUUCCCUCUAAGCAGCAAGAAGGCAUACACGGCGUGGGUGGAUUAUGAGCCGGGGGAUCCCGGCACCAUCCAGGUCUUCCUGGCUAACUCGAAGGAGAAGCCGCGGGAGGCGGUGCUGGAGAGGAGGCUGGCGCUGUGUGAGGUGCUUCAGGGUGGGCCCGAGCAGCACGCCUUCUUCUUUGGCUUCGUGGCCUCCACCACCGUGAAGCCGUUUCAGAAGCACGUCAUUCUCGAAUCUACAGUGGACACAGAUGCUUUUUGGGCGUUUGCGGUGGUGGCGAGUGUGGAAGCGGCAUACGGCAUUGCAACGAAUGGAGAGGCGCCGCAGCUGUCAGUGGACUCGCUCUUUGCAGCCAUGGGGCUCACCUCCGAGGCAGACAAGUGCCGCACGGGGGGCUCCCCCACCGAGGCGUUUGAAACGCUUCUCACGCUGGCCAAUGCUGGAAUCACAAAGGCUGGCGCACCUACCUUCAAGUACCAGGAUCCUGGCUGCUACACCGGCAGACUGAACCAUGCUGUACUCGUUGUUGGCUACUUCGUCUUCAGAAAUGACGGCAGCCAAAAUCGCAUCGCGCCUCCAUUUUGGAUAAUCCGCAAUUCUUGGGGAGUGGAGUGGGGUGACAGGGGCCACAUGCGCAUGGACAUUCAGGGAGGGGAUGGCGUGUGUGGCAUCAACGUGCUGCCUGGCAUCUACCCCAUUGUCAAGAUGGACGUGUGUGGGUCUGACUUGAAGAACCCCUGCUAUGUGGGCACAUGCGUCAAUGACGGCAAGGGCUCCUACUCCUGCAUCUGCCCUCCCAACUACAUUGAAAGCACAACCAUUGACAGCUUCCCCACCUGCGACCCAGGUGCUGCUGCUUUGGCCUGGCGUCCUUUGCCUCAAAACGUGGUGCUUCAGCUGGGGAAUUCUCUCCUCAUUCCCUGCACCGCAUUCUUCUACACCAUCAGCAGCGACACAUGCUGGUCCAUCAGCACGCAGCUGGGCCUCACCAGCAGCAACCUCACUGCUCUCAAUCCCGGCCUCAACUGCUCUGAGCCCAUCAAGGCGGGCCGCUCUCUGUGCGUCGAGCGCAACGCCACCUUCGCUUUCACCGUCCCUCAGUGCUCGCGAUACGGCAUGCUCACACCACAGGACACGUGCGAGCGCCUGCUGCGGCAGGUGGUGGGGAGUGAGGGCGACCCAACAGGGGCUGGGGAGGUGAAUGCCAUGCGCUGGGCUGAGCUGUACCGCAACAAUCCCGGCCUCAUCUGCUCCGAUGUCAUCCCGAUCACCGCCCCUGCUGUUGGCAGCAACACUGGCGUGCAGGUGAGUGGUGGAGGGGAGAACGGACCAGGAAGGAUGGGGGGCAAGAGAUGGGAGGAAAAGGUGGAGGGAAAACUGUGGAAUGAAGGGGUGUUCGAUGGGUGA